Messenger RNA from Polistes dominula (European paper wasp), 483 nucleotides. RefSeq lists its product as uncharacterized. NCBI's taxonomy places the organism in Eukaryota, Metazoa, Arthropoda, Insecta, Hymenoptera, Vespidae. The record is from RefSeq and is a predicted model, not a curated record.
AUGCUCAUUACGCUCUGUAGAAAGAGCACAGACAACGGCCAAGUUCUGCAGAAGACAAUUGCAAGCAUCCUUAAAGAGGAAGCUAAAGUGAUUUGCAAAGGGCCACAGAAAGAUAUCGAAAUCAGAGACAUUGAUGAUACCACAAUCAGGGAUGAUAUUCAGGCCGCCUUGCAAACGGUAACUGGAGAAUCCUGCGAGAUACCACUAGAGGCAAUUAAGAUCCGUAAGGCCUACAGAGAUACUCAGACUGCUGUAGUGACACUACCAGCAGCUACAGCGCCGAAGGUACUAGACGGAAACGGCAAGAUCAGGAUCGGUUGGGUCAACUGCCGAAUAAGAGCAACGAAGAGACCAAUCCAAUGCUUCAAAUGCUGGCACUUUGGACAUCAUGGACAACAAUGCAAAAGCGAAGUAGACCGGUCUAAGCUCUGUAUCAGAUGCGGACAAGAAGGACAUCGUAUCGCUGAUUGUAAGAAGCCAUAA